AAUAAUAAUCUUCCAAAUUCAACUGUUGAAGUGUUGAUCAUUCCUUCAAGGAUUAUGCUUGCAAGUAAUUACCCACUUCUUGUUCUUAACCAAAUGGAGGCUAAAUUUCCUUUAGCCAAACUAACAAAGGAAUCAACAAUACUGCUUGUUUAUCUUGUACAAUUAUCCAACUAAAAAUCGGAUUUCUUCAUUCAUACAAAAGUAGAUCUUUAUUCGACAACAUAGUUACAGAAUCUCUAUCCCUUUAUUCUCUUCACCUUUUGACAUUUUCUUCCUCGGCAGAAUUAUUUACUCACUUUCAUGGGUCCUUAAAUAAGAUCAUCCCUGUCUCUGAAGUUCUUACAGGGGAGGAGAAAGUUGAGUUUGAGGAAGGUGCUAUUCAAUGGCCUCUUGUUGCUACCCUGAUGUAUUUUCCUGGGUUCAGAAUCUACCACCAAUUCCUCAAUGGAAAUCAAAUUCCAUGUCCAUUUGCUUGUGUUCUUCAACUUCAUCCCAUCCUUCUCUCAAUCUUUCCAUAACCAAAACCCUUCACUCCCCCACUGUAUCAUUCUCCAUCAUUGCGGAUUUCAAUCUCCCCAUAUCUCUUUGGCUCUCAAAAUACUUCAAAAUCAACACCAACUCCCCCAAGUUAUUAGAUGAAGAAACCAUUUCCUCUCUCACCAUCAACUUCAUUCAAGAUGUCCUUAGCUAUAGCUCAAACACGAACAACUCCACCCACAUCAAAUUUCCCAAACUAGAAUUUAUUCCUGGGUUUAAGGACAUCUUCAAUCUUGCAUUUUCCACUCUUACUCUCCUUAUCUGCAUCUUUGAAGCUCCUGCAGAUCUUCGUUCUGGUUGUCUCAUGACUAUCAAGAACGAGUUGAUAAAUUGCCGGUUAAGAGCAGCUUCAGCACAACUUAUGAAGCUGCUAGGAUCAAACAUGGAGGAGCAAUGGAUGCGGUCAGUAAAUCUCGCCAUCACAAACUGGAUUAUAGAGAUUCGAGCUACAAAACGCAACCUGAACCUCAAGACACCAUCACCCUUGUUUUCUUAUGCAAUUUCGACAUCUGGGUUAUGGAAGGUUCAGCUCUACUGCCCUCUCAUAGCCAUGGAUGUAGAAAGCUCAAGCAACUCUUCUGUAGACGAGCAGCUGCUUUUCUCCCUCAAUUACCACCAGCUCGAGGGAGUGAUCCAAUUCAACUACAAAGUCACCAUUCAAGAAAAAUGGGUCACGGUCAAGGUGAACACAGACAACAUAAGGUUUGAUGUAAUUCGACUCGUAAACGAAACCCUAAUGAACGAAAGAGGAGUCGGAACAGAGGAAAAGCACUUCCCUUCCAGAAUCUCAUUGCAGAUCACCCCAACUGUACAGACGAACAUCAUAAGCGUCUCAGUGAGUAAAUCAUCCAACAAUCCGGUGAGAGAGAUAGAAAUGGAAAAAGGCAUCGAGACCUCCUUCGAUCCGCCUAGCUCUUUCUUGGGGCUGAAGGUAUCAGCCGGAGAGACGGUGACGACGAGCAUAAAGCCCUGGAAAUUCGAGCAAUCCGUUAAUGGGUACAGCGGGAUUUUGAACUGGUUUCUCCACGAUAGCAUGGACGGGAGGGAGGUUUCCUCCUCGAAGCCGUCGAAGAUUGCGCUGAUCAAUCCUAGGGCUUGGUUUAAGGACAGGUACUCUAGCGCUCACCGGCCUUUUACACGGCAGGGAGGAGUGAUUUUCGCCGGUGAUGAGUACGGAGAUAGUGUUUCGUGGAAAAUUGACAGAGGUGCCAUCGGGAAAACGAUGUUGUGGGAAAUCAGCGGGUGGAUUUGGCUAACUUAUCUGCCUAAUAAGCAUAGAACGUUCCACACCGAGACCAGGAGGUUGGAAUUUAGGGAAAUCCUUUAUCUUCAUAUUGCAUAGCUGUGUAUCUUCUUUGCCUUUUUCCUUUGGAUUGAAUAUGUAACAAUGCACCCGUAGCUUUGGUUCGGAUGUGUCUGACCCUUGCCUCGACCAGAGUUUAAGUUGCAAUAGCAACCCUAUCACUCCUUUCCCCCAACUUUUCCCCUGUUAGAAAAAAAAAAAAGAAUAGGUAACAAUAAGCCCCCGUUUUCAUUAAAAAAAUGAUAAGCUUUUUUUUUCUUUUUUCUUUUUUCUUUUUUCCUUUUAUGGGUGAAGAUGUAAUGUUGAAUCGAUUGUGAAAGUGAGAAUGACAAAUAAUUUAAAUUCAUCUUG
Molecule: messenger RNA, 2191 nt
Organism: Rubroshorea leprosula
Lineage: Eukaryota; Viridiplantae; Streptophyta; Magnoliopsida; Malvales; Dipterocarpaceae
Source: the annotation of a GenBank genome assembly